Molecule: messenger RNA, 1707 nt
Organism: Cercospora beticola
Lineage: Eukaryota; Fungi; Ascomycota; Dothideomycetes; Mycosphaerellales; Mycosphaerellaceae
Product: LLM class flavin-dependent oxidoreductase
Molecular function (GO): oxidoreductase activity, acting on paired donors, with incorporation or reduction of molecular oxygen; monooxygenase activity
Source: RefSeq, a predicted model, not a curated record
AUGCGCUUGGACCGCGUCUUGAGUGGGAAAUCCGAAAAGCACAUCAUUCACUCAAACGCUGAUGAACGAGAGAACCCGCUGGUGACGAGACGUAGUAGCUACGGACGAGCUGAUGCAAGCACUAUCGCACUGGCUAACAGCAGAAUUGACACAAUGGACGAGCUGUUGACGGAUUAUCAGCUGCGCAAAUACUAUGGACGUCGAGACUUGAUCUCUUCUGCCGCUGAUUCUGGAUAUAAUUCAAGCAAUGCGACAGACAAUGGCGAAGAAGUCGAGAACAAUGCGUCGAAGAUCGCAGCGGCGGCUACUGUGCAGAGUGCAUCCAGCCAAAGACCGAAACCCUGGGUCAUGAAUGCUUUCGCGAUGGCUGCGCCGGGUCAUCUGGCUCCUGGCUUAUGGAGACAUCCUGAUCAAGAACCACAGACUCUGGAACACUGGGUCGAACUCGCGAAGAAGCUCGAUGCGGCCAAGUUCCAUGGGAUAUUCUUUGCUGAUGUCUUGGGGAUUUACGAUGUUUAUCAGAGCAGUAAUGGCCCGGCGUUGAAAGCUGCUGCGCAAGUGCCGCAUCCGGAUGUUUCUUUACUUGUGUCAGCAAUGGCAUAUGCGACGAAGAAUUUGUCGUUUGGGAUUACGGCGAGCACGAGUUAUGAGCAUCCUUAUCAGUUGGCGAGACGGUAUGCUACGCUGGAUCAUGCUACGAACGGUCGUGUGGGAUGGAAUAUCGUCACAAGCUACCUGGAAAGUGCUGCGAAGUCAUAUGGCUUGGAUCAAAUGACUCAGCAUGACAAUCGAUACGACGUGGCUUCAGAAUACAUGGAAGUCGUUUACAAGCUUCUCGAAGGCAGCUGGGAAGACGAUGCAGUGGAAGCCAACAAGAAGACUGGAGUCUACGCGAAUCCGGACAAAGUACAUCCGAUCAACCAUGCUGGCGAGCACUUCAGGUGUCGGGGACCUAGUCUCGUACAUCCAUCACCACAGCGGACGCCAUUUCUCCUUCAAGCUGGAGCCAGUAAAGCCGGCAAGAACUUCGCGGCCACUCACGCUGAAGCCAUGUUCCUUCCCGGCAUGAUUCCCGAAAAGACCAGAGCCAUCGUCGAUUCCGUCAAAGAACUUCUCAUCGAGAAAGGACGAUCUGCGGACAGCAUUAAAUUCAUCGCUGGAAUCUUCAUCGUCGUAGACGAGACCGACGCAAAAGCAGAAGCGAAAUUCCAAGACUUGCUACGAUAUGCCGAUCUAGAAGGCACAGCUGCCCUCUUCGGUGGCUGGUCAGGCACAGAUCUCUCUCAAUUCUCAGACGACGAAGACUUCUCCUUCAAAGGCCCUCCCGGCAUUCAAUCCAUGAUCAGCGCUUGGACUGCCACCGUACCCGGUCUCGAAAAUGUCAAGUGGACGAAAAAGCAUGUCCUUCAACAUCUAGCUAUAUCCGGCGCUCACCCUCGAGCAAUUGGAAGCGCGAAGACUGUUGCUGAUAUCAUGGAGCACUGGAUCGAGCAAGCAGGUGUCGAUGGUUUCAAUAUCAGCUACGCCACUACGCCUCAUACAUUCGAUGAUAUUAUCAAGUAUCUAUGGCCAGAGCUGAAAAAGCGAGGAGUCUUACAAGAAUCUUACGCUGGAUCUUCAAUGCGAGAGAAUUAUCUGCAAGAUGGGAAGGGAGCACGAGUACGUGAAGGGCAUCCGGCUUUGAAGUAUAGGAAUUUGAAAUCAUAG